Protopolystoma xenopodis is the source of this 939-nucleotide messenger RNA. The record is from the annotation of a GenBank genome assembly. NCBI's taxonomy places the organism in Eukaryota, Metazoa, Platyhelminthes, Monogenea, Polystomatidea, Polystomatidae.
AUGCCGUCCACCUCUUCCUACCUCAUAAAUUCGAACAUAAACCUCAACGGAAUGACGACCACAAUAACUACAGCCAGUAGCAGUAGCCCAAAGACGGAUUGUUGUGAUGCCUCAACAAAUCUUGAAACCCUGAGGCUAAUUCCUUUACUCGGCUCUGGCUCUCUUGGCGAAGACUAUUCGCCUGGAUAUAUGACAGGAUCCCUUAUUAAUUCCUACAGCAUUCCCGGUCAGACAGGCACACAGUGUAUAGCAUCUGCCGGCGCGGUUAGCAAUACCAUGGCAGCUGAUAGCAUCUCGAGCCAUACUGUGUCGUUGUGCCAAACAUUUCCUGCUACACUCUCGCUCAGACAGAUUACUCCCUCCUAUUUUGGCGGACCUGAGGCUUUUCUUACUGAAACCCCAAAAGAUGCUCAGAUGCCAGACGAUCCAAGAAAUGUGGAACUAUCGCCACUAAUUACUAACUUAGUUCAGCCAAGCCAGUCUAUCCAUCGCCCACUCUUUAUGUAUGUUGAUCAGCUGGUUAUGGUUAGGAGAGACUCACCGGCACUUGAUAUGCUUUCAUUGGAUGUAGAUCCUCAGAUAAUAGCCGUUGAAAGUGUUGCAAGAGAAGAUAAGGAGGUAAAGAGCGAUUUCGACAAAAUAUCUGCUUUUGAACCUGCUGAACUUAUCACCCAGAACACUUCCUUAAUGCUAGCUGCAUCACCUUGUUUAUCUUCCUCACCUGUGAAUCUCAUGAAUCUCGAAAUGAUGCAAAAUUCUUCCUUUAAAGAACAGAAUGUUGCCUGCCAAUCUACAGGAUUUGAUGCUUGCCUGGACGAUAAUUCUAAGUCUCGAUAUCAUAAACCCGGUGGACAAUGUGAAAAAGCCUGCCUUUCCGAAAAAUCGACCUCAAUCACAAUGUCAAGAAAGGUAUUCUUUAGCUUAUUAAUUUAUAAAUGA